This is a messenger RNA of Trichoderma harzianum CBS 226.95, 735 nucleotides long. RefSeq lists its product as hypothetical. The transcript has a single exon. NCBI's taxonomy places the organism in Eukaryota, Fungi, Ascomycota, Sordariomycetes, Hypocreales, Hypocreaceae. The record is from RefSeq and is a predicted model, not a curated record. The coding region runs from base 1 to 735 and encodes 244 amino acids.
AUGCCGAAUACAUCAAGCUUCACACUCACGCCUAUCCAUCAGUCCAUACGGUAUUAUCUUUCAAUGAGCAACCUCAACUGCAUCAGCCGCCGGCUCAAUUCAGAAAUUGAGACAACUUUUAUCCCAGAGCUUUCCCUCGAAGGAAGCGCUUGCUCUGCUCAAGAGACGCAAUAUGAGUGGUCAAACGAGAUAUAUUUUCACAAUGGACGCUUUUUGCAGAAACAAGAAAUACACACCGCGUUUUACAAGAAUCACGAAAGUUCACCGGAACACUUCAUAGGCUGCCCGCAUCAAAACCUGACGGUCCAUACGCCGCACUUUGGGAUUCGAGAUGGCAUGUGUGAAGCAGAAGCGUGGGUGAGAAGCAUACCGCCACGUUGUUCGUCUCAUCCGAUGCAGAAAUGGAACAACUUCCAAGGGCCCUACACCCAUAUAACCUCAUGUACGAUAUGUCACUCCGAUACGGAGUGUUACAUACAACUAAAUGGGGCCUUCCUUGAUAUAAGGUAUACUUGCUACAGAGAUCUGGGAGCAGGGCUGGAUCCCAACGACCCCAAAUGGCGUGCUUUACUAACAGGCACCGGCGUCAAUCAUCGGCCACAAUAUGAGUUUGAGGUUCUUAAACGAGUUUGGCUUACGGCUCGGCAACUGGAGCGACGUGGCCUUGAAGAAGUUACUCAUCACACACCCAACGGGGUGUUUCAUGUGCGCUCUCAAGAACGCGAUGAGGCAUAA